UGAUUACCAACGCAAGCUACCACCACGCGCAACUAUUCGUGACUUCACCACGUAUACUUGUCGCAUCAACAUCCCGCCGCUUACGACACACAUACUGCCACAAUGCCGGGCAAGAUCAUCCCCGUAACGAGCGCCUCGCACUUCGAGACGCUCCUCAGUUCGUCUACCUACACAAUCGUCGACUUCUAUGCCGACUGGUGCGGACCCUGCAAAACAAUCGCACCCAUCUUCCAAACACUAGCCGAGAAGGAGACGAAGCCUGGGAAGCUGCAAUUUGUGAAGGUCGAUGUGGACUCACAGCAAGAGGUGGCAAAGAAAUAUGGAGUCACUGCCAUGCCGACCUUCCUCGUAAUCAAGUCCAAGUCCGUCAUCGAAACGAUCCGCGGCGCCAACCCCUCUGCCCUCACAGCCGCCGUGCGCAAAGCCUCAAACGACACAGGAGCCGGCGGAGCCUCGUCCGCAGCUUUUUCAUCCAAGGGCAGGACAUUAGGGAGCGCGAGCCAACCCAGCCAGGCAGUGGGUGAUGGCGCGUUCGCGGGGCUGCAGAGGCUGAUGACCGGCAAUGGCGGAUUCGCGGAUAUGGCAAUACGGUUCGUGGCACUGUAUCUGGUGAGCUUGUUUGCUUUCGAUUCGUUCAAGGCUGCGGAGGAGAGCCCGUACAAUGUGAGGGCGCGGAGGUAGGAGCGCGUUGAUCAAUAUACCAGGGGACAGCGUACAUAGCUGGGAGUUCAUGGAGUUUAGAGUUUGAUAGCCCGUCAGAGGCAAUGUCACAAGUUGCAAUUCGAAAGAGUUGUCUUGC
Molecule: messenger RNA, 799 nt
Organism: Boeremia exigua
Lineage: Eukaryota; Fungi; Ascomycota; Dothideomycetes; Pleosporales; Didymellaceae
Product: thioredoxin
Exons: 2
Coding region: 103-681 (192 amino acids)
Source: RefSeq, a predicted model, not a curated record